This is a messenger RNA of Emiliania huxleyi CCMP1516, 4250 nucleotides long. RefSeq lists its product as hypothetical. NCBI's taxonomy places the organism in Eukaryota, Haptophyta, Isochrysidales, Noelaerhabdaceae. Gene Ontology annotation, cellular component: membrane. The transcript is spliced from 5 exons. Gene Ontology annotation, molecular function: oxidoreductase activity. The record is from RefSeq and is a predicted model, not a curated record. Bases 1 to 3852 code for a protein of 1283 amino acids.
AUGGCUCGGGUUGCCUCCACCGUCGGCACCACCAUGGGCGCUGCUGCGGCGGAGAACGGCACUGUGGCCGCGGUCCCGUUGUCCUCGCGGCGACGUGCCAUGAUGCUCGCCCUCUCCGCGGCGCUGCUGCUCGGAGACGUCUACCUCCACAACCCGCGAGGCUCCAACAACAAGCUCAACGAGCAGAACAACAACGUCCAGAACAACAACCGUCUCUUCGACUCGCAGAACAACAACGCCGGCGGCUAUCAGGUCGGCGACAGAUGUGACCCCGUUUGCCAAGGCGCCGGCGGCCUCAACCCGGGCAGCACCGAGUACAAUCGCAGCCUGCCCGGAGCCGCGCAGGGUCAGAUGUACUUCUACGAGGGCAGCGUCCUCGAGUUGGAGUGGACCAAUCAGCACGGAUGCGGCAGCAAACAGGGCAACGUAGAGUGCGAAAUCGUCAUCCAGUACAUGUGCAACGACGGAGCGGGGCCCUACUCGUCGCCAACUUUGCGGGACGGUCUCGAGUUCUCGAGGGUUGACGGCACCGCCGGCGGACCGCAGGGCCAGGCGCCCUCGGCUGGGCGCGCGAAUGAGAGUCAGCGCGGUCUGCAUGAAUCUCUCGCCUGGUAUGAGGACUGCAAGGCGCGCGAGCGAAACAAGGGGCUCUACAUUGCCGAUCAGAACCUCGGGGGCGGGCGCGACCGGGCAACCAACACCCGGCAGGACCGAGGAGCGCCGGCACAAAACAACGACAACGACAGAGAGGGGCUAGAGUGCCCAGAGGAGCGGGACUAUUUUCCGUACUGGCACCCGACGCCGUGGCGCGACAUCGCUGUCCUCACCGACGAUCUCCGCCGCUGUGACUUUUACCAGGCCGCUUCCCAGAACGUGCGCGACUACGGCAACUGCUGCGACCCUGCAGUGCUGGCCGAGUCUGGUCACUGCCGUCAGCUGCAGGCUGCGGACGAAGCCGGCCCAAACAACGAGGCCGCCUGCGUGGCGCGCGGAGGCAAGUGGCGCGAGUACGGGCGCUGGGACACGAAGCCGCCGCGCUGUGGGCAGACGCCGUUCUCGCGGGACAACCAUCUCGGGAACGCCGCACCCAGCGCACCGGGCACGCCCGACGCAGACCUCGCCGCGUCGCGCUUUGUGUGGAGCAUCCCCGACGACGUUCUCGACGAGACGGGUGCCGACGAAGCCACUUGCGUGCUCCGACUGCGCUACAACGUCUCGACUACCGACUACGACGGAUGGGCGGGCUUUGACGGUCGAAAGACGUCGCGGACGCCGGUGGACUCUGUCUUCAACGGCGGUGACGCGCUGAUCAGCGGGAACGAGGAGGCCGACUUUGUGGGCUUCUCUCCGAUGGAGGACCCGCCGCUGGGCACCGACCUCCGGCUCGAGCUCAACGUAAACACCGACCAGCUGGGCCGCACCUUCCAGGACCGCUCCCACACCUUCAAGAUCAAGCGGCGACCGAGCAGCGGUCCGUGCGCCUCAGCUGGCAUCUACAACCUCAACGUGCGCGGCCGGCGGGGAAACAUCGUCCAGGUCUACCCCAGCGUCGAGUACGACUUUGUGCCCGCCAACCUCGAGGUGUCCGAGGGCGAGUGCGUUCACUUCCAAUGGACUGGGAGCGACGCGAACCAGGGCGGCAACGACGGCAACGGGCGCGACAAGACCGACCGCUCCAACCUCGUCGAAGUUGCGAGCCUCGGUGACAGCCGCCCGGCGAGGCAAGCGUUCGCCAGCGGCGAGCCCGCCGUCGCGUCCAUGUUCGUCGAACGGCAAGCGGUGGCCUGGUGGACCCACCGCUCGGACGAGGAGACCGAGUGGAACUACUCGAUGGCGGGCGCCCGCACGCCGUCUCUGAUCUGCGACGACGAGACCAACAACGAGAACGACGUGCGCGGCUGCAAGCACAUCAACGCGGCGCCCGCCUACUUUGAUGGCGGCCUCGUGCAGAUGAAUCGGCCGGGCACCUUCCACUACAUCUCGACGCGCAACAACGACUUCUCCAACCGGAGCCAGAAGGCCACCCUCGUGGUCCGCGGCUGGAGGCUCACGCUCGUCGUCGCCGUCGGGGUCGUCCUCGCGGUGGCGUGCCUCUCGGGCGUCUGCCUGCUCCGGCGGCACGCGCGGCACCAUCCAGACGGGCGCCUCGCGCGCUCGCGCCUCGGCGCUCUGCUCGUCAGAUGCCCGUCCCUCACCGCCAUGGUGCAGCGCUCGCUUGCCUGCCGCUACCCGGCCACCACCGCCCUGCUCUGCCUCUGCGCGGCCCUCUGGGGUGUCGGCUUUCGGCUCGCCCUCGAGCGGACCGGUGCCCCUCCGUCCUACCCGUAUGCCAAGGGCUUUGGGAUGGCGCUCAACGUGCUUUGCAAUCUCGUCUUUGUGCCGGUGAUGCGGAAUCUCAUCUCGUGGCUCCGCACCACCUCCGCGGCAGCCUUUCUCCCGGUCGACGACACCGCCUACUUCCACAAGCUCAUCGGUGCGCUCAUCCUCUCCGCCGCCGCCGGCCACAUCGCCUGCCACUACUCCGCCUACUCGUGGCGCGCGACCUACGGCGCCGGUGGCAGCGUCGCGGGGCAGGCCCUCGGCCGAUGGGACGGCUUGUCGGGCCACCUCAUCGCGCUCUUCAUGCUCCUCAUGUCGCUGACUGGCCUGGAGCGCUUUCGCCGAGCGCGCUUCGGGCUGCCGGGCCGUCGUGGCAAGGUUGGCGGGUACUCGAUCUUCAGCCACGUGCACAAGCUGUGGGUUCUGGUGCUGGCGCUUCUCUGGUUCCACUCGCGCAGCUUUUGGAAGUUCAGCCUCUUCCCCACGCUCCUGCUCGUCCUCGACAAGUGCAUCGCGUUGCGCGCCAAGAAGCCGGUCGUCCUCGUCCGCGCGCACAGCCCGACCAAGGACGUUCUCGCGUUGACGCUGAGACUUUCCAGCGGGCGCCGCUUCAAGUUCAAGGCGGGGCAGUACGUCUUCCUCCAGUGCGGCGAGGUGAGCAGCGAGUGGCACCCCUUCUCCGUCUCGUCGUCGGCCGAGGACAACCACACCUUCAGCUUGCACAUCCGCUGUCGCGCCGACAUGGACUGGACAUUCGCGCUGAGCCAGGCCCUGCUGCAGCAGGACUUGGUCACGGUGGCGCCCGCCGUGUCGGACGUCGAGGGCGGACCUCGUCCGAGCAUCCGCACGAAGCGGCUGAUGUCGCUGUCGGAUGAUGACCUGACGCGGGCGGUCGAGGCCAGCCCGGCCAUCCCGGCGCCGCUAGGGGGCGUGCCUGUCGGCCGGUCAUGCGGCCCGUCCCUCUGCGUGGACGGGCCGUACGGCAGCUCUUCGGAGGAGGUGUUUCAUUACGAGGUUCUCCUCCUCGUCGCCGCCGGCAUCGGAGUGACGCCCUUCGCGUCCAUCCUGAAGACCUUGGCGCGGCAGGCGCAGACCAACCGCCUCGAGACGCCGCUCAAGCGCUGCUCCUUCUUCUGGAUCUGCCGCGACGAGCGCGAGUUUCAAUCCUUCAAGGACGUGCUCGUCGACAUCCUCGCCGACACGGCCCUCGCCAACAUCUUCGAACUGAACACGUACAUCACGGGAGAGGUCGACCUCAAGGCAGUCACCGCCGACGCCUCGUACAACCAGUUUGCGGGCAAGCCGGACUGGGGCCGCGUCGGCCGCGCACUGGGCGAAAGCUUCCCCGCUUCUGACGUCGGCGUCUUCGUCUGCGGGCCGAGCGCGCUGAGCAACCAGCUCUCCGCCAUGUGCCGCACGCUGACCCCGCCCCGCCGCCGCGAACGCCGUAACUAUGGCGCGGCAGCCGACGAGAAGUCUGUGUACGCGGAGCCGCGCAAGGGCAAGUUUGUCUUCCACAAGGAGCACUUUUGAGAGGAGACCAGACGCGACAGGACUCAGCGGACAGCGCUCGCGGCUGGGUCUGAGGACUUGCGCGGCAGAGUUGAGAGGGGCGAAUGCGCGCGCGGCCGCGGGCCGGGAGCUGCUUCACCUUCAGGGGCUUCAGGCUUCAGAGCCUGCUGGGCCUGCGCCUGGAAUUACUGAGUGGAAUGCGAAACAUGCCGCUGGAUCUGGAUGGGUUCGUCUUUCGAGGUGUCGCGAGGUUCCAGUUUGGUGUUGAGUUGUCGCACAUGAGAAAGUUGAGACAUGUCGCGAGAGCCGAGAGCGAGCUGGUUGGUUGAGUAUAUCGCGAGUUGGUGUUGAGUGUUGUCGAGCUCGAGGCCAGGAGGAACAGAGGAUUGUAGUCACGUCACACGAAAAGUAUAAGUAUU